AUGCAUUUAGCGUCACUGGCUCCGGCAGCGAUACUUACCAAGGCCAUUUGGUAUCUCCUUCUAGUUCUGGCUCUGGCUCCCUCGUGUGAAAAAUGGUUUUAUGUUUUGGUGGAUCAUGAAUAUACCUAUUCGUCUUCUUCUUGCAGCAGUGGUGAUGCCACAGGUGCUAUCAGAGGUGGUGGUUCUGGAACUUCGGUCUCCCACACAUACACCGAUUACACUCAGAAUGCAGCCGCUUGUCUCGUCUUCCUAAAUACCUUUUCGGGCGAGGGGGCAGAUCGCGGUGAGAUCUCUAAUGCUUACCAGGACUCUAUGGUGAAUUCGGCGUGGUUGUUGACGAGAAGAGUGGAAACUCCAUCAACUGUUCAUGUCCUUCCACAUGUAGACUUAGUUGUCAGCAGUCUCGCUAAGAUUUUCUCGGGAGACUGCAAGGUUAUGGGUGGGAGCGCUAUCUUGGGCCCCGAAGGAAGGUACUACCAGCAAUUGAAGAGUGCUUUCGAAGCAGAUUACGAGGACAACUAUUGGGCCGAGGACAAAAUCAACGACAAUUCCGAAGUCAGACAUACAAUGCAAUAUCCCAAGACGAUCAAAAACUUGCUCUUCAGUGAAUAUCAGGAGUCAAGAAGAUGUUAUGGCCUCUUGCAUUUAUUGGUGUUGAGCUCCAUGGGCAUCCGGAUAGAUCGACUCUUGGUUGGAUCCCCGUUUUAUGCUUUGAAAUCUCCAAAAGACCGUGGUUCGAGUCUGAUCUGGUUGCGUCAACGAUCGAAUUAUUAA
Aspergillus glaucus CBS 516.65 is the source of this 774-nucleotide messenger RNA. RefSeq lists its product as uncharacterized. Gene Ontology annotation, molecular function: cystathionine gamma-synthase activity. The coding region runs from base 1 to 774 and encodes 257 amino acids. NCBI's taxonomy places the organism in Eukaryota, Fungi, Ascomycota, Eurotiomycetes, Eurotiales, Aspergillaceae. The transcript has 5 exons. The record is from RefSeq and is a predicted model, not a curated record. Gene Ontology annotation, biological process: transsulfuration.